CAGAGUUUUCAUUUUUGGGUAAACUAUACCUUUAAUGCAAUUACAUUUAUACAAUAUACGUCUGUUUUCAAAUACAUUUUAUAGAGUAUAUUGAAACUUUAAGUAAGGGAAACAUGUCUAAAUGAAUCAGAAGUGAUUUUAAACAAGUGCCAUUCAUUUCUAAAUAUAUGAUGAAUUCUGCCCAUCCCCCUCAUUUGGGUCCCAUGGUAUUGCCUGGUCCAUUGAGAGUGUUAAUGAGACUGUCCCAUAAUGUGUUCUGGUGGGGGCCAUUGUCUCUGGGAUGGGGGAGAGUACUGAAUGACUUACAUUUCUGUAUACAGGUUUCAGAGUUAUCAAUCACUGUUAUUGUUCUGUCAUUCAAAUGCAGAUGACGUUUUAAUAUAUGUGCACAGAUAUGCAUGCACGUUAUCUUCGCAUGGUUUGGCCAAGGGGAAAAGGGGGUCCUGGGAAUGAAGUGGAGAGGAAGUGAGGGCCAUUUUGGGGUUAGACAAUGUGUAGUGCUCCCAGCAGGGGAAGAAUAACUCUUGAGCAUCACACACGCACAGACGGCACACCAGGACUCUCACACUUAUUCACUUCCUUUCACACACCUCUGUCACAGCCAAUCAACUUUACACUUUGAGUGUCAUGUAAAGUGAUCGAUCUAUCUAUCUAUCUAUCUAUCUAUCUAUCUAUCUAUCUAUCUAUCUAUCUAUCUAUCUAUCUAUCUAUCUAUCUAUCUAUCUAUCUAUCUAUCUAUCUAUCUAUCUAUCUAUCUAUCUAUCUAUCUAUCUAUCUAUCUAUCUAUCUAUCUAUCUAUCACCAUUUAGCAUCUACAGAAAAAAGAAAGAACCGGUCACGCAUACGCAAACUCUCCCUAACCAAUCCAAUCUCACGUCCUGCGAAGACCCGCCCUUUCCCAGUUGGGGCACAGACAAUGGAGUAUAAAGACACCCAUUACUGACCUACUGCACUACACUGUACCUUACACCGACUCUUCAGCUCAUCCAUCCUCAGCAAUCAUUUUGGACUAUGACCCUUCCUGUGCCCGCUCUACUGCUGCUCAUGCUUGGCCCGGGCAUCGGUGCCCUGCCCAAUGGACACUGGGAUCCCCUCACGGGCUCUUCUCGUUGUGUGCCUAUCCCUACCAACAUGGCUCUGUGCCAGGGUCUGGGCUACAACACCAUGAGGAUGCCCAACUUGCUGGGACACGAAUCGCCAGCAGAAACUGUCCAGCAGAGCACCAGCUGGCUGCCGCUCCUCGCCCGAGAGUGCCACCCGCACGCCCGCAUCUUCCUCUGCUCGCUCUUCGCUCCCGUGUGCCUUGAGAGGAUCAUUUCACCAUGUAGAAGUUUGUGUGAGUCAGUACGGGACAGCUGUGCCCCCAUCAUGAGUUGCUAUGGUUACCCCUGGCCUAGAAUCCUCCAAUGUGACCAGUUUCCCAAAGAUCAUCUGAUGUGCAUUUCUUCAGUUGCGAGUAUGCAAAAUGGCACCAACAAUGAAGGAAGAGUGGUGCCACGUGCUAGCUGCACAGACUGUGAGUUAGAGGAAGCUACAUCAUCCAAAGACAUGCUGGAUCUUUUCUGCAAAAGCAACUUUGUGGUCAAGGUGCGUUUAUCUAAACUGAACUCCAGCAGCUCUGUCCUGACCAUGUUCUCACUGGGUUCUCGGGUUGAAGUUCUGAAGCAUGGUCCACUGCUGGGUGGGGAAAUGAGGAGUCGUCUGACUCUAUGGCUGGAGAGAGACGCCACCUGUGUGGGCAACCUGACCCGCCACCAUCCUCAUGGGGGAACCUUCCUGUUGACGGGCAAUGUGAUUGGCAGGAGACUGGUGGUCACCAAAGCCUUUAGCUGGGGGAAACGCCAGCGUUACAUCAACCAGGCCGCCCGCAAAUGGAAAAGCCACCGGUGUAGAGGAUAAGUGCGAAUUUUGUGGAGGUCAAAAUGUGUGCUGAGCUUUGUAAAUAAUAGAAAAUACCUGUUCUAUUAGGGGUGUCCGAGAUAUAUCGUGUGCGAUAAUAUCGCGAAUCUUGUUUUAACGAUGUGCAAAAUCAUAUUAUUGAGUAUAUCACGCAUUUUUUAAGCUCCACUAAAACAUCACUUAGUCUUCACAAAUACUUUAGUCAAGCACUGCGCGUGCACAUUCACAUCGCGGUUAGUAAUUAAAGGCGCGGGUAUACUUGACUUUCUGCGUCCGUGUCCGUCUCGUGUACAAAUGCGCCCGCACAGCUUCCUGCGCAUAAUCGAUCUCGGAUAUGCUCGGAUACGGACGAGUUCGACACAUGCGCAGUACAAAUGUGUAUGUAUACUCCACCAGAUCGUCAGAGGGCAGCACUGAGCUGCGUUAUUCACAGGCCCACUGCAAAUUAAUGAUAGAUGAAGUGUGGCUCCACCAUUGCAGACGACAGAAGCUGCGUCUCGUUUCGUAAGGCUGCGUCCUUGUGUCCUCCAGAGGUAUCAUCCUCUAAAGGAAGCGGUAUACGGAGGAUUCUCAACUUAGAAUUAAACGAGACGUCCUUAGUAGGACAUACUGGCAGAAAAGGAAACAGGAAGUACCACGUUGCAAUGACAACACGUUGCACUCGCACACCUGUCAAAUUCAUUAAAAUGAUUUCUACAUGAUUUAAAAGGUAAAAAGUAGGUUACUUUCUACCCUAAACAAAUAUACAAUCUUUGCCUUACUGUUUCAAAACUUAAAAAAAAACGAAACACUUGUAAACCUAUUUACUGCCUGCUAAAAUAAAAAAAACGUGACACAAACUGUAAACUGUUCACAUUUAAACACCACAUAUUUGAUUGAAUGUGCAGCUGUUGCCGUUUAUUCAAAUAACAGACGUUGGCCGACGCAAAGAAUUGUGGGUUAUCUCUAGCAACGAAGGAUACAGCUCAUGUAUCCUCCGAAUUCCUGUCGAAGAAGGUCGCAUUCGAAGGGUGCCUCGGGAGAGUCCUACCUGAUUUUAUGAAAUGAGACAGUCUCGAUGACGUAGCAGCCUUCGAAUGAGACCUCUGGAGGACGCAGCCUUACGAAAUGAGACACAGCCAGAGAUAACAAUUAGCUGCCCUGAACACAUCUCUAUACUCUCUUAAACUUGAAUUAUAUAAAUGCAGAUAUUUUUGAAUCUCCUCACACAAACGCUCGUUGAAUUUGUUCUCCAUUGUACUCAAACUCUUUGUUGUAGUGUUUUGGCUCCUCCGCUUCGGCGUGUUGCUUUUGUGUCGGUCUUCUUUGACAACUGCACACCGCAAACUUUCCGUGUGUGUAUUGCCACCUAGUGGGCUCUUAACAUUUUCUCGCGUAUGCGCUGUUGUAUGUGUUUCUUCCACGCGGUCUCAAAAUUUGGGACCCUUCUGAUGACGAAAAUUGCGACAGUUCGACUUUGUUUAAAAACAGUUAUAAAGAAAAGAGCAAUACAACUUAAUCUAAAACAUAAGCAUCCCACACAAGUUUGCUUUUGGUAGGCUACUUUUCUAUUCCAGGGUGCUUCUUGCUUGUAUGCUGCACAGUUCACCGUACACCAGUGAUGUGUUGUGUUUCUACUUGAAUGAUUCCAUGUAAAGGGAUAGUUCAUCCAAAAAUGGUUGAACUAUGUAAUUAUGAAAUAAUUACAUGUAUCCAGACAUUUACCAAAUCAUAAGUACAUUUGUCUUUUCAGACGGACUGUAAACAGACCGUCUUCUCUACCGAUGAGUUCAGUAUGUGCGUGAAGAGAAUUACAUGUAUAUAAAGCACAGUCUCACAACAUAUUUACUUGGACGUCUAAGCUGUUAAAGCUGGACAGAACUUUUUCAACACCUGUCAUUAAAUUUAACAUUUAACAUUAAAUGAGAAGAUUAGAAAGAGCAAUAUCAAAAAACGUGUGUGUGUCUAUUAGUAAGUAAAGAGAAAUAGAGCUACUUAGUACCUGAUCUGUGGAGAUAUGUCUGUCAUUUACACUUACAGAAUGCACAGUAUUCUUACAUAUUUUUAAUACAAUUUACAGUAACACUUCAGUAUAGGGGGCAAUUCUCACUAUUAACUAGUUGUUAUGAGAAUGCCUAUUAUUGGCAUAUUGGCUGUUUAUUAGCACUUAUAAAGCACAUAUUCUGCAUGACCAUACUCUACAUCCCUAAUCCUACCCAAUACCUAAACCUAACAACUACCUUACUAACUAUUAAUAAGCAUCAAAUUAAGAGUUUAUUGGGGAAAAAGUUGUAGUUAAUGAUUUGUUAAUAACGAGAAUUGACCCCUAUACUGAAGUGUGAACCAAUUUACUGAUUAUCGAUCU
Messenger RNA from Triplophysa rosa, 4243 nucleotides. Its product is annotated as secreted frizzled-related protein 5. Lineage: Eukaryota; Metazoa; Chordata; Actinopteri; Cypriniformes; Nemacheilidae. The transcript has 4 exons. Gene Ontology annotation, molecular function: Wnt-protein binding. Gene Ontology annotation, biological process: non-canonical Wnt signaling pathway; negative regulation of canonical Wnt signaling pathway; canonical Wnt signaling pathway. Bases 1012 to 1899 code for a protein of 295 amino acids. The record is from RefSeq and is a predicted model, not a curated record.